AUGAAGAACCUGGAAGAACUUAACUUGAAAUAUAAUCGAAUCUCCACCAUCGACAACUUUGCCUUUCUGGGAUUGCAGAAGUUAAAGGUUUUAAAUCUAGGUCAUAACCAGUUAUCUGAAAUCAAAUCAUUUAAUUUCUUUGAUCUGCACUGCUUAGAGUACCUCAAUCUGGAGGCAAAUCCAUUGGUGCACAUUGAGGCGUUAUCUUUUGCUCACCUUAGUUCAAUACAGAAUGUGUCUCUGGGAGACUUGAACUUCCCUCCAGAAUCCAAGAUUGAGCUGAAUCUGACAUGUGUAUUUGGCAGCAUACCUCGGGGACUGACAUACCUCUACAUCAGCUCUGGUAGAAGGCCCAUGACUCUUAUUAUUGGCAGCGAUGGUGCCCCAAACCCAGGCUUGGGCCUGCAUACUGGUCUCGCGAUCAUGUUUCACAAUUUGACCAGACUGGAGACUCUGAUGCUCCUUGGCUGCAGGAUCAACUACCUGGAAAAGGACCUGAGCAAAGACUUACAGUCAUUGAGAGAAAUACGUUUGGUUAUUAACAAUGAGCUUACAAUUAUGGAAGAAUUCCCUGAGCCCCUGAAAAGCCUAAAGUAUCUGCUUAUACAAGAUCUACUUUUACAAUGCAGUUGCAACAAUGCUUGGUUUGAUAACUGGGUGAAACGGAAUCGACAAGUUCAGGUCAUGUUUUGGGAUUCUACAUUGGGAAUGAAGGAAAUAAAUUGCAUAGGUGAGCAUGGCACUCAGAACUUCCUCAAAUACACCCAAAUCCAUUGUUCAAUGGACGUAGGAUUCAUUUUGUUUGCUUCUAACACCCUGGGUCUCCUGCUCUUCAUGCUGGUGGUGCUGCUACAUCACCUGGCUGGCCAGUAUCUGCUGGCUCUAUUUUACAUCACUCGUGGCUGGUUGGAAGAGGCCGUGUUUCGGAACAACAAGAGACGCUACAGGUACGACGCUUUUGUCUCUUACAGUGGGAAAGAUGAGCGCUGGGUGGUGGAGGAGCUUCUGCCCAACAUGGAACAACGAGGUCCCCCUUUCCUGCGCCUGUGUCUGCACAGUAGAGACUUCCAGCUUGGUAAGGACAUUGUGGACAACAUCACAGAUUCUCUCUACAGCAGCCGCCGGACUGUGUGCUUGGUCAGCCGCGACUACCUCCGCAGCAACUGGUGCUCUUUGGAGAUGAAGCUAGCCACUGACCGGCUGCGGGUGGAGCAAAGGGACAUCCUCAUCCUGGUCUUCUUGGAAGACAUCUCUCCUCACCAGCUGUCCGCCCACCACAGGCUGGCCAGACUGGUGAAGACCAGGACCUACCUGGACUGGCCAAAAGAGCCAGAACAAUACCAAGACUUUUGGGACCGACUUUGGGCUACGCUGGCGCCAAAACAUGGCCAGUGACUUGAAUACAUUUAAAAACUAAAGUCCAAGUUUUCUGAAUAGAUU
Messenger RNA from Oncorhynchus mykiss (rainbow trout), 1440 nucleotides. NCBI's taxonomy places the organism in Eukaryota, Metazoa, Chordata, Actinopteri, Salmoniformes, Salmonidae. The record is from RefSeq and is a predicted model, not a curated record.